UCACACACAGCCUUUGUAGUGCGCACGAGCUCCAACAGAGGACUGGCUCAACUUCAACCCGAACCGGAAAUGACGUUUGGCGGCAUGUUGAGUGUUAUACAAGGUAUUGUUGGAUAACUGUGGUCAGUGAAUGAAGUUACACAAGCGCGCGCACACGCAGCACUUUGAACCCGCCGCGCCGCGCCACGCUGUUUGAUUCUGUAAGCUAGCUGAUGUGAAGCGGAGAACGAGUGCAGAGCUAACAUGGCUAAACAUAAACACAGGGCUCAUGCUGCUGCUGCAAAGGACAACACGAAGAAGAAGAGUCCAGCUGUGCAGGAGAGGAACUCUCAUCCCAACACGCCGAGCAGCAAAGACAAGGGUACCAGAGCCAAAAAUAUUGCCAAGGCCACCAAGUCCAGAGGCCAAGCAUCGAAAAAGGUGCAAAAGCCAUCAGAUGGAAAGAAGAGCAAAUACUUCAGUGAGCCAUUAAAAGAAGAGCCUGAGGACAUCUUUGAGGAUUCGAGCAUGUCACUUCCAGAGAGCUGUGUGCUGAAGAGCAACGAUUACAAAAUGAAAGAAGAGAAAAAAGAAAAUAAUGAUGAGAGUGAAGAAAGUGAUGAAGAUGAGGAUUGGGAGGAAGUGGAAGAACUGGCAGGCCCAUUAGGACCAGCAGAGACAGACCAAGAACCUGCAGUUCCUUCUCAGCCUGUGGAGAUUGAGAUCGAGACAGCCGAGGCCAGGCACAAGAGACAAAAAAAGGAGAAGAAGCAAGCUGAGGUUAAGACUUACCUACGCAGAAUAAUGAAACGUUUCGACAAGGAGGUACAGGAGAAUACACACAAGGUUCAUCUGUUAUGUUUAUUGGCUAGCGGACUGUUCCGGAACCGCCUGUGCUCUGAGCCUGACCUGUUGGCCAUCACCUUGUCCUUAGUUCCCACCCACUUCACCAUAAUUAUUAAAAAGCGUAUCAACACUGUCUAUCUGGAGGGUCUUCUGAAGUGGUUUAAGGAGACGUUCACACUUAACCCUGCUCUCCCUGAAGAGAAGGACGUGGGACUGCAUGAGCUGUUGGAGAGACGUUUGGGAAGUCUGUCGGCACGUAAUCAUCAGGAGAUGACCUACCUGUUCCUGCUGGUGCUGAGGUCUCUGCACUUCCACUGUCGAUUAGUGCUCUCGCUACAACCAUUACCGCUCAAGCCACCAACAAAAAAGGCUGAGGCACACACCUCCAGGAGUCCUCCUUCUAAAGACAAAUCUAAUGACACUGAUAAAAAGCCAGUGGAACCCAAAGUUUCCCCUGGGUCCAAACGCCCAUCAGUUUCCAGGACUGAGGGGCAACCAAAGAGAGGAGGAAAGAAACAAAAAAGGAAUUUUGAGGAUGGAGAGAACAAAGAGAAAGAAGCGGUAGGGGGACAAAGGCCAAAAAACACCAAAAGAAGGAGUACCGCAUCCAAAGUGUCCUAUAAAGAGGAUAGCAGUGAUGAGGAGGAGGAGCUUAGUGAUGGGGAGGAGUUUCAGCCGACCAGUGAGGAUGGCAGCGAUGACUCGGAGCGUGAUACAAAAAGGUCAAACAAGAAUUCAAAGACUAAAAGAAAGUUCAAAAAUCUGACUCCAGCACGAUCCAGCAAGAUCAAGAAGAGAGCAAAGGAGGAGGAGGAGGAAGAAGAAGAAGAAGAGGAGGAAGAAGAAGAGGAGGAGGAAGAAGAAGAAGAAGACGACGACGAAGAAGAACAGCUAGAAGGGAAAAAGCAGCAAAGGAGAAGGAGGCAUGGAAAAGGAAAUGAUGACUGGAUAGAGGUGUACCUGAAAGGGGCAAAGAGAUGGAUAUGUGUUGAUGUUGAUCAAGGGGUGGGGCAACCAGAGCUCUGCUCCAAUCAGGCCACUCAGCCAGUUACAUACGUAGUUGGUAUAGAUGAAGGCAGUUACCUGAAAGACGUGAGCAGCAGAUACGACCCCACCUGGCUGACAUCGUCACGGAGACGGCGUAUCGACUCAGAGUGGUGGAAGGAGACGUUACACUUCUACGAGUGUCCCGAUUCUAAACAAAAGCAGGAGGAAGACAAAGAGCUGCAGGACAAGUUGAUGGGUAAGCCAUUACCCACAGCAAUAUCGGAGUACAAAAACCAUCCUCUGUAUGCACUGGAGAGGCACCUGCUAAAGUACGAGGCACUGUACCCUUCUACUGCUGCCAUUUUGGGCUACUGUCGAGGAGAACCUGUCUAUUCACGGGAUUGUAUCCACACACUGCAUUCCAGAGAUACCUGGUUAAAGCAAGCGCGCACUGUCCAACUCGGGGAGGAGCCUUACAAGAUGGUAAAGGGCUUCUCAAACCGUUCUCGGAAAGCCAGGAUGAUGUCUGAGAGCAAGGAUGACAAAGACCUGGCCCUGUUCGGCCACUGGCAAACCGAGGCGUACCAGCCUCCGGUAGCCAUCAACGGCAAGAUUCCACGUAAUGAAUUUGGAAAUGUGUACAUGUUUCAACCGUGCAUGUUGCCGGUGGGGUGUGUGCACCUGCAUCUUCCAGGUCUGAACAGAGUGGCUCGAAAACUCAACUUGGACUGUGCUGCUGCUGUAACAGGCUUCGAUUUCCAUGGAGGAUACUCGCAUGCUGUAACUGAUGGCUACAUUGUAUGUGAGGAACACGAAGAAAUUCUGAAAGCUGCCUGGGAAAAUGAGCAAGAGAUUCUAAAGAAGAAGGAGCAAGAGAAGCGUGAGAAGCGAGCACUGGCUAACUGGACGCUGCUGGUGAAAGGUCUGCUGAUUAAAGAGCGGCUGCAGCGGCGUUACGGACAGCAGGGCGUGGCCAAGGACACAGGCAUUGCACAAGGGGAAGGAGGAGAAGCGGAAGGAUUCUCAUCUGGAGAGGAGGACGAAAGUGGAGCUCGCACAGCUCCACCAUCUCUGGCUGUUUCAUGGCCACAGAACAGGCAGGAGGAGCAGAAAGAAGGAGGAGCUAAAAAGUCUGUCAGUAAGAGGGAGAGGCGUGGCCAGCAGAAACAUCUCUUCCCUUUUGAAAAAAGUGCGUGAUGAUGUUCUUGCUCGCUUUCUAUUUCUCUGUCUCGGCUUUCUUUGUCAUCUCUGUUUACACGGCUAAGGUUUCAUGACACGGAUGCCGUUCCACUGCAAUAUGCGUAACAAGUGCGUCUUUUGUUUCUUUGUCUCUUUUCUUGCCACUUAGCCUGAUUAUUUACAGGGAAACGAACCAAACAAUUAUGAUAUACAAGAAAUGAACGGAAAAUCCGUUUACCCAAAAUUCACUUACAGUGGAGGUCUAAGGGCAGCUGUUGCAUUUCGUUAAUGAAACUUCAGAGCCACAAUUGUUAUAUUCGAACAUUAAAGAUCUCUGAAUGAGAUAGACAUAAGAAUUUUUAUCAUGCUGUUUGUAAGGCAGUUUUAUUCGUUUUUCUAAAACUGGAUAAAUACAGUAAAAGCACUUCUCAUUUACUUAAUGUUUCUGAAAUGGUUUUACAAUCCACGUGAACGAAGGUAGAACUGAAACACUUCCAUGUUCGCUUUAAAAUAAAGGGUGUUUCAAAAAAUGAGAUAUUAUUUGAGAUGUAAAUAUCCCAGAAACUACAUAGUCUAGGCAAAUGAAACUGAACAGGCUUAAUUUUGAGCAAAAUAAGAUUUAUUCCUCAAAAUUUGAAUGAGAAAUUCAAAGGUAUGUGAACUCCAUGAACGAUUUCACAAAUUUUCAAUAUGUGCGCCGCCUGAGACACGGCACACGUCAAGUCGGUAGUCCGGCUCCUGCCCAACACGCUGUAGCAUGUCUUUGGUAACAAUCUUUUCUGGGAACAGUGCAGCUUUUGAGAAUUCUCUCAUAAAUGCACGCUGCACAGUCUUGUUCGAGCGUACUCUAACACACACGACGCCUUUUCUUUUCCACUGAAUGGCAUUUCUAUACCUAAAAAGAUUUUUUUUUUUUUAUAAAAUUUAAACAUCAAAUUUUGACCUGUUUCCACACAUGCUGUUAAAAUUUGACGUCAGUUGAAUGAGAAUUGGCAAAGUUAUUAGAUUGUGAAACGAUAUCAAAUUGUUUGAAACACCCUGUACAUUGACAACUUUGGUCAUUUCAUCUGAAAGAAUGAAUGAUACGGAAUUAGGCGUUCACUUGCAAAUAUUUUUAACUGAAGAAUUUAUGAAAGGUUUCAACAACAACAACAAAAACUGUUGCAUCACUACCCCAGCAAUUGCGCUUGCACUUACAAGUGAGCUUCAACUAACAGUUUUGUUUUUUUUUUUCUUAGUAUGCGGAAACCUUAGAUACUGUAUGGGUAGAUAAAGGCUAUGUUAAAAACACUGGAGUAUUUCUGUAAAGAUAAAUUAAGGGCCUUGUAAUCCAAUGCUGCUUGUUCGCUGCUCGUGUUUCUGGACCUUGAAGGCUAUUGUGUCGAGUCUGGCUAAUUUCAGUGCUUCUAGUCCAUAUUUUCAGUGAGGACAGGAUGUCUGAUUGGCUGUGCACAAUAUCCAACAUUCAACUUCCUGCAAUGUGCCAGCGACUGGAGGCCAGUAAUGUCUCUCUAUUUCUCAUAAGCCCAAAUUAUUCAGUGGCUACUGCCAUUAAGUACCUUGAAUCACUUUUCUUGUUUCAUCACUCUCUCUGCAUGGUUUCCAUGGGUUUUUUUUUCUCUUUAUCAUCAUACUUUUGUCUUUUAAGAAACCUUAUGGAUCAGUCUUCCACCAAAUGCACCGUAUAAAUGUUUAGUCUUUGACAUACUGUACUGAGUUUUUAUUAUCAAUAUCCCAAAGAAAUCUCAGAGCUAUUGUACAGUUGAAUGUUAACUUCAGUCUUCAUCUACACCCUGUACCUGUACAAUCGGCUUUACAAUCCAUAAUCAUUAAGACAUGUUCGAAUCUUACUGUAAUAAUCUUGUUAUUGACUGAUAUUGAUUUUUCACUCGUACAGAAAUGUUUUUAUAGAGGAAUUUUUUUUCUGGAAAACAUUUGUAUAAAAAACAAAAACCUGAAUAAAUAAUAAAGAGUUUGGUAUGUAA
Messenger RNA from Neoarius graeffei (lesser salmon catfish), 4976 nucleotides. It is a transcript of the gene xpc, whose product is annotated as xeroderma pigmentosum, complementation group C. Bases 244 to 3009 code for a protein of 921 amino acids. The record is from RefSeq and is a predicted model, not a curated record. Lineage: Eukaryota; Metazoa; Chordata; Actinopteri; Siluriformes; Ariidae. The transcript is spliced from 14 exons. Gene Ontology annotation, cellular component: cytoplasm; nucleotide-excision repair factor 2 complex; nucleus. Gene Ontology annotation, molecular function: damaged DNA binding; single-stranded DNA binding. Gene Ontology annotation, biological process: nucleotide-excision repair; mismatch repair.